AUGGAUUGCGACCAGCAGGAGAAAGGUUCAUCGGCAUGGACAGAAGAGGCCAAGUUCCAGUUCUUGCUUCGAAUCGUUGCGCAACUCAAGGGAGACGGCCGUGGAAUCAAGUGGGAGAAGAUUAAUAUUCCCGGCCGAACUGUCAAAAGUCUGCAGAACAUGUGGACUAAAAUAAACAAGCAAAUUAAUGACUUUGAGGCCCGGGAGAACAGUGGCGAGGAUUUUGUUGUUGUCCCUGCCAAGCCGCGGAAGAGGGGCCCUCCUCGCAAGAAGGACUCGGCCAAGACGGCAGGCCCAGGCCACGACGAUCUCAACGACGACAGUUCUGAUGUCAAGCAGAAACUGUUGAAGCGUGCUGCCGAAGAGUAUGAGCGCGAGCAGCUUGGAGGAGACAAGAAGCGGGCCAAGGUCAAGGCCGAGGCGACGACUGGCCGUGUCCGCGUGAAGAGAGAAGAGAAGUGCGGCGUUUGA
Molecule: messenger RNA, 471 nt
Organism: Trichoderma aggressivum f. europaeum
Lineage: Eukaryota; Fungi; Ascomycota; Sordariomycetes; Hypocreales; Hypocreaceae
Exons: 4
Coding region: 1-471 (156 amino acids)
Source: RefSeq, a predicted model, not a curated record